CUCCCGGAAUACAUAUCCUAUCUGUGAUAAUUCACGCCCGCACUCUCUUUUCUUCUCUCUUUCUCUCACCACACACAUUCUAUACAUGAACGAAUCGUUUGCUUUCAAUGACACCUUUAGUACCAGCGAAGAUCCCAUGGAAGACAUGUUUCCCCCCUUGAAUGAAGACGGCCAAAUAACGUUUGACGCUCUUGCGAUAGCCAAUCACGACAAUAACAACAAUAGUGCACAAGAAGAGAUCGAUUCCCAAGAAAACGAUUUACUGCAAUUUCGACAAGAUUCUUCUUCUGAUUCACUUUGGCAUGACGUGGACAGUCUUUCCAACAAGUCAGGAAACAACAACAACAACAACGAAGCUUCCUUAUCGUCAGCAACAGCGUGCGAUACUGGGGACGGUGUUGGCAAUAACAAAAACACUGCUGCUGGACUAAGGAUGCAGAGCGACAAUGACAGUGGUACUACGAGCACAUUGUCAGCAACAGCCAUUGGCUCUAAAGAUUCAAUGUCGGCACAACAACAAGCAGAAGCAUCAGCCGUAUUUAAUAUAUCGUGGGGAGGAAACGAUAAACCACCGGCCGAGUUACACCUUGAACAACCUGAAGAAUCGGAAAUAGUGUCUCGGCGGCCCCUCCCGAAGCCUCGAGGCGUGAGACGGUUACCAGAGCCCGAGCCAGCUGAAGAUGGCACUCUGGAUGAGGAUACGUUGCGGCGACGAAGGAACACUUAUGCAGCUCGAAGAUCACGUAUGAAAAAGUUUCUAAAGAUCGAGAAUCUGGAAAACCGAGUCAAUCAGCUUCAGACCGAGAAUGCAAAGUUGGUGCUGAACAACGCUUUGCUGGAAUCGGAAAAGCGAGGUUGGAUGGCCAAGGAGGCCGAAUACAAGAAACGAAUAAAGCUUCUUGAGUGCCCGAGUGAUGCUUGUUCCGCAAGUGGUACACCACCAGCUGACACCGAGGAACAGCAAUGGAUGGACAUCCAAUAAUCUCUUUAUCUUUACUGCUCAUUUAACCCUUAAACCAUUCAACGAACACGUACACAUAUUGCAUGAUCAUUUACCCAUUGUACAUAGAUACUCCCCUUCUCCCCACAUCAUCUUUACAUACCAUAAA
This is a messenger RNA of Zychaea mexicana, 1109 nucleotides long. RefSeq lists its product as uncharacterized. The coding region runs from base 86 to 982 and encodes 298 amino acids. Gene Ontology annotation, molecular function: DNA-binding transcription factor activity. The transcript is spliced from 2 exons. Gene Ontology annotation, biological process: regulation of DNA-templated transcription. Lineage: Eukaryota; Fungi; Mucoromycota; Mucoromycetes; Mucorales; Lichtheimiaceae. The record is from RefSeq and is a predicted model, not a curated record.